GUCGACGAGAGUCAACAAAGGUCGUGACAGUAGGGAGACAGCCUCAUUCGUGUCUCUGAUCAGCUGCAUCCAACCUGCUGCCACUUCUUCUUCUUCCUUGAUCAUGUCAGACCAAGGGGACGCAGAUUACCAGCCCGCCCCUCCCUUGGACAGGGACUAUGACCGGCAGAGCGACCAGAAUACCAACGGACACACAAGUCCCCUGCCCGCAGCGCAGUCGCAAGAGUUUACGCCAGCAGUCGCACCCCAAGUGCCCGCUACCAACAUCAUCAAGCGCAAACUGACUGGCUUUGUCGGCUUUGCCAACCUUCCAAACCAAUGGCAUCGCAAGUCUGUGCGCAAGGGCUUCCAGUUCACCAUGAUGCUUGUUGGUGAAUCGGGUUUGGGCAAGUCUACCAUGGUUAAUACUUUGCUCAACAGUGCUACCUAUGGCCCGAAAGACUAUCUGAUUGGUCAGGAGAAGCCAGAGAAGACUGUUGCUACAAAGAGCAAGACCGCCGUUGUGCAGGAAGAUGGCGUCAGCCUGGAAUUGACGGUGGUUGAUACGCCGGGCUUCGGAGAUUUCAUCAACAACGAAGACUCCUGGAAGCCUAUUCUUGACCGUAUUGAAAAGGGCUACGAUGCCUUCCUUGAAGCAGAGAAUGGCGCUAAUCGUCGCGAGAUCAAGGACGAGCGAGUGCAUGCUUGCAUAUUUUUCGUUGAUCCCACCGGCCAUUCCCUCAAACCCCUGGAGAUUGAAUUCAUGCGGCGCUUGCAUCACCGUGUCAACCUGAUUCCCGUUAUUGCAAAGGCCGACACAUUGACUGAGGAGGAGAUUGCGACAACCAAAGCCCGGAUUCUGGCGGACAUCGCUCACCACAAAAUCCGCAUUUUCCAAGCACCGCGCUAUGAGCUUGACGAUGACGAGACGACCGCAGAAAAUAAUGAAAUCAUGGGAAAGAUUCCCUUUGCUAUUGUUGGCUCCAAUUCGUUUGUGCAAAACGCCCAUGGUCAGCAGGUGCGUGGGCGUCAGUACCCAUGGGGAGUCAUCGAGGUAGACAAUGAAGAACACUGUGACUUUAGCAAGCUGCGACAGAUGCUCAUCAAGACGCACAUGGAGGAACUCAAGGAUACAUCGAGCGAAUCACUGUACGAAAAUUACCGAACAGAGAAGCUGUUGCAGAUGGGAGUCGCCCAAGACCAGUCUGUUUUCAAGGAAGUCUCGCCCGCCGCCAAGGCUGAGGAAGAGCGCAUGCUGCACGAGGCGAAGCUUGCCAAGAUGGAGAAUGAGAUGCGACUCGUCUUCCAGCAAAAGGUACAAGAAAAGGAAGCCAAGCUCAAGCAGUCGGAGGAGGAGCUGUAUGCUCGUCACAAGCAAAUGAAGGAAGAUCUCGAGAAGCAAAAGUUGGAGAUUGAGGAGCGCAAGCUGAGGCUGGAGCGCGGAGUUCCUGUCGAGGACAAGUCUGGCAAGCGCGGCAAAUUUUCUCUUGGCCGCUGAGUAUCUCGGUAGGCAGUCAUGUUCCUUAUAAGGCCUUCCUUGUUUUGGUCUGCUAUCAUUGCGUACUUCACACCGCGACACUUGUCUGCUAUUCUUCUGCACUCUUCCUCGCUUCUAGUUGCCGUGAAUCUGAUUUGUAAGAUCUCCCGCAGAUGCAUGUCGUCAUCUUUGAACAUUAUCUGCUCAGGCGCACCUGAAGAGUCUUGCUCGAGCAACACAUCCAUAUAAGCCGCCAAUCGCCACGCAAGUGUACCAAUUCUCAUAUGGAGACCUUGAGACGUAAUGAGCGACAUCUGCCUUCGUUCUGGAGUCCCAUACUCGCCGAGGAUCGGAAAAAAUGGUUCAAGAUGACUUCGCUCUUCAUGGUUCUGUUGACGGCCAUCAUCUUUGGAAUUCUGUCCAU
Protomyces lactucae-debilis is the source of this 1880-nucleotide messenger RNA. Its product is annotated as septin. The record is from RefSeq and is a predicted model, not a curated record. The transcript is spliced from 3 exons. Gene Ontology annotation, biological process: cytoskeleton-dependent cytokinesis. Bases 104 to 1477 code for a protein of 457 amino acids. Gene Ontology annotation, molecular function: GTP binding; molecular adaptor activity; GTPase activity. Gene Ontology annotation, cellular component: septin complex; cytosol; cell division site. Lineage: Eukaryota; Fungi; Ascomycota; Taphrinomycetes; Taphrinales; Protomycetaceae.